CCGAGUGAACGGCUGUCUGCGGGCCGAGUCUCCGCUGCUAGUCGGUCAGUCGUUUUCUGCUCCAAGGCGGGCAUCGUCUCUUUUUGUUUAUCUCACUUCCGUGUUUGCCGCAUCCUCCAGAAACAUUUUAUCUCCGAUCAGUCGUACAAGAUACCAGGUGUUAUCCUGAGAUGGCCAUGGUCAAGAGUGGCUGGCUCCAUCGACAAAGUACCAUACUGCGUCGGUGGAAAAGGAACUGGUUUGACUUGUGGGCAGAUGGAAGACUGGUGUUCUACAAUGAUCAACAACGACGUGACAUGGAGGAUGAUAUCCAUAUGAGAGUCAACUGCAUCAACAUCCGCAGCUCUGCUGCAUGUCACGAUCUGAAUCCACCAGAAGGAAAAACGCGUGAAGCCUUGCUCCAGAUAGUGUGCAGAGAUGGACGGGUCAUCAGCCUGUGUGCAGACAGUGCAGAUGAUGCUUUGGCUUGGACUAUGGCGCUUCAGGAUGCCAGAAUCAACGCGGUGGUCGCUACUCCUCAGAUCGGCUUUGCACAGGAAGUGAUGGCGUCUGCUCCUCCACCUUACUCAGAAUAUGCUCCUCCAAUGGCUUACGCACCGGGGCCUUAUGGGAACUAUGGUGCGUCUCCCCCACAUGCCACACAGAUUGUGUACUCUGCAGAUGGGCAGCCCUACGCUGUGGCUUACCCUUACCAGUACCAGGGAGGAUAUGCUGAACCUGGCGUGAACCACGUGGUAAUACAGGAGCGCCGGCGUGACGAUGGAGGAGAUGUGGCUUUGGGAAUGCUCGCUGGAGCAGCAACUGGUUUGGCACUGGGCUCGCUCUUCUCCGUCUUCUAGGGCCGUGACUAAUAUACGUUUAUCAGCACACAUUUCUCCCGUAAUCGCAGUAUAUGGCUUCCUCUCUGUGCCAUCACAUGCUGGGCUACAUCUUAAAAGCAUAAUUGUGAUGCACAGGGAAUUACUCACUGUGUACUAUAUAUCUUAGUAUGUACCUUUAGCACUUUCUCAUAUACUCCGUGUUGCCGUUUUUCCAAACUCCCUCUAUGUUGCCUGAAGACGAAUGUUCCUAAUCCCUCUAAAAAAUCAACUACUACUCAGUUAAAAGAGUUGCUAAAAUGACAGCAAAGAAGCUACUCUAUUCAUGCACACUUCAGGACCUCUCAGACGAGUUUGUCUGAUGAAUUACUGUUAUUGAUUUUGUUUGCAAUAUUUAAAAUCAAUAAUUUUUUUUUCAAACUAAUGUCAACAUAAUUCAUUUUGAAUUCUUUGUUCUGUACUUUAUUUCUUUGAUAUUAUUUGUUGUGGUUGUGAUUAUGCAGUGUUUCAUUAGCUCCUGAGAUUAUUUAUGAAGGAGACGGACUGAGAGGUGGCUAAAGAAGUGUACACUCUAAAAAUUAUUUAUCAAAUGUGGUUUGGAUGAUAUUGUUUUUACCAGAAAUAAGUCAAACUGCUCAGAAAUGCUAGCAUAAGUAAAAA
This is a messenger RNA of Salarias fasciatus (jewelled blenny), 1478 nucleotides long. RefSeq names its product pleckstrin homology domain containing, family B (evectins) member 2 (gene plekhb2). NCBI's taxonomy places the organism in Eukaryota, Metazoa, Chordata, Actinopteri, Blenniiformes, Blenniidae. The transcript is spliced from 8 exons. The coding region runs from base 171 to 839 and encodes 222 amino acids. The record is from RefSeq and is a predicted model, not a curated record. Gene Ontology annotation, cellular component: membrane. Gene Ontology annotation, biological process: regulation of cell differentiation.